GAUGUUAGGGAGAUUCAUUAAUUGGAUUUCGGGCCCCUGUCCGAUCUAAUAUGAGAACUGGUGGGGGAGUAACAAAUGUUGUUGUUACUUCGUCCUUGCUUGAAUUUGUAAGACUUCAAGACCACGUUUUCUGCUCAUCGACAAGCUUUUCAGACAGCUCAAAACGAAGAUGAAGAAGACAACAAAGUUAAAAGCAAAGCAGAUGGAAGAGGAGUCUUGACAUGGCCGAAGCGUUAUGCCAGCUGCAGCCAGUGGUAGACCGGCCGCCCGUCAACUUCCUCAAAGAGAAUAUGAAGAGGACAACAAAGUUAAAAUCAAAGCAGCCUUGCAAAAAAUGCACGAGAGACCUGAAUCUGUAAAAGUUGAUGUUAUGGACAUUAAUGGUGCAAGGUUUAGUAUCAGCUUGGGGCUUUCAGCACGGGUUUUCCAGCAUGAGUUCGACCAUUUGGAGGUGCUGAGAAACGAAACAGAGGAAUGACAG
Messenger RNA from Linum tenue, 481 nucleotides. The record is from the annotation of a GenBank genome assembly. NCBI's taxonomy places the organism in Eukaryota, Viridiplantae, Streptophyta, Magnoliopsida, Malpighiales, Linaceae.